UGGGGUGGAUAUAAGUGAGUGGCGAGUCCGCCAUCUUGGCAACGAUCUUCCUUCGCACCGGGCGGCAUUUCGCGCGCGAUUUGUUGACAAAAGCUCACAUAAUUCUGUCCCACGUACAGAGUAGAAGUGAACAAAAUUACUAUUUGUCGGUGGGAAUACAUAAUAUCUAUUUUUUCUCGUCGAAUUCUGACCGGGCACAAAUUAAGUCAGUCAGAGUUCAAGCCAGAGCCCGAUCGGUGAACGAGGACGAGGACGUCCGACGUGGGACCACGGGGUGGGGGGUGCCGGACCCGGAGAGUUGCGUGACGACGGUUGACGGCAGAGCGAGGGGCAGUUGGGUGUCGGUGUCUGUUUCUUGCUGAAAUGAAAAUGGCGUUCGUCUGUUGAGCGGAGCGGGCCGCCGCUAAAGAUGCUCGCGGUACUAACGGGCACGUGAAAAUAGUGAGUACGUUGAACUGGACGAUAUACUGUGGUGUAAAUAAUUGUUUGUGCCGUGAGUCGUAUCAGGUUAUUUAUUAAACGUCAGUGAUGGACAUAAGACGGCGUAAGAAGUUACGAUGAAGUGACGAAGACUGCGGCUACGACGACGAGAACGGAGGUGCGUCUCAGUGUCGGCUAAAGUACAGUAAAAACCAGUUGCGCGGCAGUGCAUUUGUGACGGAGAGCGCCGAUGCCGGCCGAAUACUACGAAGAUUUCAAAACAAAUUUCCAAAUCCAAAGGGCGUUGCACAUUGAUCCUCAAGACUCAAGCAACAUGACCGCAAACAUGUAUCGGGUGGGAGAUUACGUGUACUUUGAGACGUCCUCGACAUCACCCUAUCAGAUUCGCAGGAUAGAAGAAUUGAACAAGACAGCCAGUGGAAAUGUCGAAGCAAAAGUAAUGUGUUUCUUCAGGCGGCGAGAUCUGCCUUCUACUCUGAUCAUGCUAGCUGAUAAGCAUCAAUUGGCAAGCGUGGAGCAGCAGAGGUCAGAUUCACCCGCGAUCACGCAGAUUCAAAAACUAGAGAAUCCAGACUCGACUAAGGAGUUGACCGGUAAGGACACUAUUGGGAUCGGCCCCAAAACUAUGGUCAAAGGGGGAGGUAAAGGUGGCUGGUUGAAGGCCCCACUUUCGGAGGCACAGGAGCCACACGGCGUAGACGAAGGAGCAAUGGGAAGUGGAGGUGUAGGUGAUUUGAGCGUCAAACAGAGACACCAGAUGAAACAUCGCGAGUUGUUUCUAUCACGGCAAGUGGAGACUAUGCCUGCUACUCACAUAAGGGGCAAGUGCUGCGUCACUUUGCUCAACGAGACCGAGUCCCUGCUGAGCUACCUCAACAAAGAGGACUCUUUUUUUUACUGCCUCGUGUUCGACCCGGCCCAGCGAACAUUACUAGCUGACAAAGGGGAAAUCAGAGUCGGCAGUCGGUAUCAGGCCGACGGUAUUGCCCCCGUUCCCCUGACUUUGUCGGAAAGAGAGAUGGAUACCCGGAGACUCCAAGACCUCGAAUCAUUGGUAUGGACUCCACGCCACACUCUCACAGAUCGCCAGAUAGACCAAUUCCUAGUAGUCAGCCGUUCCGUUGGCACGUUUGCACGAGCUCUAGAUUGCUCGUCUUCGGUCAAGCAACCUUCUCUCCACAUGUCCGCCGCUGCUGCAUCCAGAGAUAUAACUCUCUUUCACGCAAUGGAUACCCUGCAUCGGCACAACUACGAUGUAGCCAGAGCUAUGUCAUCUCUGGUACCAAGUUCGGGACCGGUAUUGUGCAGAGAUGAAAUGGAGGAGUGGAGUGCGUCCGAAGCGAAUCUCUUCGAAGAGGCCCUCGACAAAUAUGGCAAAGACUUUUCCGACAUUCGCCAGGAUUUUCUACCUUGGAAAACGUUGAAAAACGUCAUCGAAUACUAUUACAUGUGGAAGACAACGGAUCGCUACGUCCAACAGAAGCGAGUGAAAGCUGUGGAGGCCGAGAGUAAAUUGAAACAAGUGUACAUCCCAAAUUAUAACAAACCAUCCGGUAAUUCGGGAGCACCUUCGACAGCGACGGUGAUACCCUUGGGGAACAACAACAACAACAGCAACGGAAAAUUGCCGAACGUAUUGAACGGCAGUAGCAGCAACGGAAACGUGACAACGGACGUCGGGUCUUUAUUGGCUUCCGGUGUUGGCGGUAGCAAGGCCUGCGAGAGCUGUCAGGGUAUGCAGAGCGGUCAGUGGUACGCAUGGGGCCCGUCCCACAUGCAGUGCAGAUUGUGCCAGUCCUGUUGGACUUACUGGAAGAAAUACGGCGGGCUGAAGGUACCUUCGCGCAUAGACGACGUGGACUUGGACAGAAAGAGAGGAGGCUCGACCAGCGGAGGUGCCGGGGGCGGCGCUUCCGACGAGGAGAGCAGGACUCCGGGUGGCGCGCACAGACCGCACCGAUGCAGCAUCCCUUCCUGCGGGAAAGAGUUCAAAUUGAAGGCCCACCUGAGCCGCCACUACGCCAGUGCCCACGGCGUGGACCUUCGGGGGAGCGCUGUCGGAGGUGUGGGAGGCGUGGGCGGGAGCGGCGGAGGAGGGGGAGGCGGUUCGCCGCGUCCCGUCAUGAAAACCCGUUCCGCCUUUUAUCUGAGGACGUCCGCCCUGGCUCGGGCCGCCCGCAGACUGUGCGCCGCUCAGCUUCGGACUCGACACGCGGCUCGAGCUCCCCAUCAGCCGGUGAACGCCAUGCCCCUCAGACAUCUCUGCGCCUCGCCGCAGCUCGCCACAAAAACACCUCGCGAAUUGCAGAUCCUCGCGCGAGCGACGCGACCCCGGCCACGUCCGCGCGUCACUGACAUCGCCACGAGACUCGGCGACCACCCGUCUCCACGUCAACCCGGAGACUGGGACUGGCUCACACUCACCCUACCUGCACAGAGGAAGCAACCGGAUCGCGUAUUUUUUCCACGACCUCCCAAGGCGCCAGAUGGUAGUCUGCUCUACGAAAGGGUUCCCAACAAACCGGAGGCCGAGAGGCUGCCCCUGACGCCUCCUCAGACCCAAACGUCGUCACUACAGACCUCGCAGACGAUCCUGAAGCGUUCGCGGCCGCCGUUCGACGAGGUCAACGGAUCUGAUGGCCUUUACUCGGAUCUGGACUGGGACGAAGGAAUAGCUAUAAACGCUGGACUUCCCGGGGGACCUCCGGCGAAAAGAGCCCAUCACUCGCAGCAGUUGCACCCUAAGAGUACCUUGGAGCAUUCGACUCCCGCGGCGAUGCCUCUGCCGCCCCCUUUAAACGGAAGAGCACCGCCUCAUCCGCCUAAUCAUCCUCACGGAGCGCAGCAACCGAUAUCGCGAAGCAAUGCGCGGAAGCAAGUUAUUUCAUGGAUGGACGCACCCGACGAUGUCUACUUUCGGGCCUCGGAUCAGGCCAAGAGAGUUAGGAGAACGCUAUCUUCGGUAGAGCUUCGACGAGCUGCUCGAAAGCCAUGGCGGAGAUUGCCGACCCCCCAGCACCCGCCACAACCGAUUCAUAGGGCGCAACGGGGCGAGGAUAUGGUCGUCAUUCUCGAUUGAAUAUGAUUACGAUUAUGAUUAUGAUAACGAUAAUAAUAAUAAUAAUAAUAAUAAUGUUGGAUGCACCAAAUUGAGCUCACCGACGACCGAGUAUAACGACGACCUCGACUUGAUUCAACGUUAAUACCAGGCAAAAAAAUACCCAAAGCCGACGGGGGCUGUAUCUUUUAUUUCAUUUGGGUUCGAUCGAUAUCGAUACUAGCUCAGCUCUCUUCUAUCGCAAACGGUGAACGAUCCAUUUGAUAAAUUCAGUUAGUUUUUAAUUCACACGGAAAUAACUACGUCAUUAAAUACUUGAAAAUUCUCAACUUUUCCCAGCCUGCUCCACCCUCGGAUCUAGCCAAGGAAUUGUUGUUGUUGUUGUUGUUGUUGUUGUUAUUUCCACUAUUAUUAUUAUCAUUGUCAUUGUUAUUAAUAUCAUUUGAUCGGUCAAUGCACGGUUGUAUCGUUGAUGAAUCCGCAGUCAUCGACAAUGGUGGAACCGCACUGGUAUUAACCGUUGAUGAAGAGAAAUACUUAACAAAAAUGCGAGACAUUCGUCGUGAUUUUCUAUUUGUAUUAAUUAAGUAUCGUUGUUAUUGAUAAUAAUGAUUAUUAUUAUUAUUAAAUGUACAUAUACAUGUCACUAAACGAAUAGGCAGACUUGACCGGACUCGACCGAUAACGUACAUAGACACAUACGUGAAGACAGACAGGAAAUUGGAACAGUUGUUGGAGAUCCGUAGAAUAAAUCAACGGAUCACCUUCGAACAUAUUCCCGGAGAAAUAUACAGUUUACAAGGCAUUAACCGAAAUAAUUAAUUGAAAAUUACGCUAGCCUUCAAUGCUGGUGUGAUUAAGACCGUGCGCUUGUUUUAUGUGCUCGGGGACAGAAUAUGCCUGAUAAGAUUACCAUUACACUGUAUGCGAAAAGAACGAAUGCGAGUGAGAGAGGAAGAAUGCUAAUUGUGAAUAUUUUUAUUAAAUUUUCAAGUUUGAUGACGUCCGUCGCAAAAAUUAACAAAUAAAUACACUUAAGGAUGA
Athalia rosae (coleseed sawfly) is the source of this 4543-nucleotide messenger RNA. It is a transcript of the gene MTA1-like, whose product is annotated as metastasis-associated protein MTA3. The record is from RefSeq and is a predicted model, not a curated record. Lineage: Eukaryota; Metazoa; Arthropoda; Insecta; Hymenoptera; Athaliidae. Gene Ontology annotation, molecular function: histone deacetylase binding; sequence-specific DNA binding; transcription corepressor activity. Gene Ontology annotation, biological process: negative regulation of transcription by RNA polymerase II. The transcript has 13 exons. The coding region runs from base 671 to 3520 and encodes 949 amino acids. Gene Ontology annotation, cellular component: nucleoplasm; NuRD complex.